This is a messenger RNA of Cannabis sativa, 1873 nucleotides long. Its product is annotated as probable serine/threonine-protein kinase PBL7. NCBI's taxonomy places the organism in Eukaryota, Viridiplantae, Streptophyta, Magnoliopsida, Rosales, Cannabaceae. The record is from RefSeq and is a predicted model, not a curated record. Gene Ontology annotation, biological process: protein phosphorylation. The transcript is spliced from 5 exons. Gene Ontology annotation, molecular function: protein kinase activity; ATP binding. The coding region runs from base 226 to 1389 and encodes 387 amino acids.
UAGAGAAGAGGCAAAAUUUUCCAAGACAAGUGCCACAACAACAACUCUAUCACUGGUCUGGCUCGUGUUGGGUCUGCUAUUGGUUCGGUUGAAGAGUUUCACACUUUGAUUCUUUCUUUUAUCUUUCCCAUAAGAAAGAUUACUCUUUCCUUUUGUAUCUUCCUUCUUCUUAUUCUAUAAGAAAGAGAAAAAAAUAUAUAAUAAAUUAACAAAUAAAAAUAAAAGAUGGGUUGGAUUCCCUGCUCUGGAAAAUCAAACAGUAAAGCUAAGACCAAGAAGAAGAAGAUAAAUCAGCAGGAAAACCCAGUUGAUCAGAUCAAACCCCCUUCAGGUAAUUACAACACAACUCCGUCCAUAAAUGAGAAGGAGCCUUCCAGCAAUGGAGGAUCCGAUCACAUUGCAGCACAGACGUUUACAUUCCGUGAGUUGGCAGCUGCAACUAGAAAUUUUAGGGCAGAAUGUCUCUUGGGUGAGGGAGGUUUUGGUCGAGUAUACAAAGGGCGUUUAGAAAGCACUAACCAGGUUGUUGCAAUCAAGCAACUUGAUCGUAACGGCUUGCAGGGGAACAGGGAAUUCCUGGUUGAAGUUUUGAUGUUAAGUCUUCUUCAUCACCCUAACCUUGUUAACCUUACUGGUUAUUGUGCUGAUGGUGAUCAAAGGCUUCUUGUUUAUGAAUAUAUGUCCCUAGGAUCUUUGGAAGACCAUUUACAUGACAUUACACCAGGAAAGAAACGACUCGACUGGAAUACAAGAAUGAAAAUUGCAGCCGGGGCAGCAAAAGGAUUGGAAUAUUUACAUGACAAAGCUAGCCCUCCUGUUAUAUACAGAGAUCUGAAAUGCUCCAAUAUUUUGCUGGAUCAAGGGUACCAUCCUAAGCUUUCUGAUUUUGGCUUGGCAAAACUCGGGCCUGUUGGGGAUAACACUCAUGUGUCAACAAGGGUAAUGGGAACCUAUGGCUAUUGUGCUCCUGAGUAUGCAAUGACUGGUCAGUUGACUUUGAAAUCAGACGUAUAUAGUUUUGGGGUAGUUCUUCUGGAAAUUAUUACAGGCAGGAAAGCAAUUGACAAUUCAAGAGCUACAGGAGAGCAGAACUUGGUUGCUUGGGCAAGACCCUUGUUUAAAGACCGGAGGAAGUUUUCGCAAAUGGCAGAUCCCAUGCUCCAAGGUCAAUAUCCUGCAAGAGGAUUGUACCAAGCUCUUGCUGUCGCAGCAAUGUGUGUUCAAGAGCAGCCUAAUAUGCGGCCCGUCAUAGCUGAUGUCGUCACUGCUUUGACUUAUCUUGCUACACAAAAAUACAACCCUGAUACUGAACCAGUUCAAAGUUCUCGUUUUCCGCCCGGUACUCCUAAAUCCAAGAGAGACAGCGAGAAGAAAUCACAAUGGUGGUAGUGAAUGUGAAAACAUAAUAUUUUGUGAUUUUGCUAUGUAGAAAUACAUGCAGACUUCCUACUGCUUUGAGGAUUGACUCCACAUACUCUUGAAGAAUACCUACUACUGGUUCUGGCUGCUGAUGAUGAUAUACAAAGAUCAGACCUUUGUGAAUGCUUCUCUCACUUGCAUCUCAUUCGCUCUACAGUUAGCAAAUUUCCUGUGAUACGAAUAAAAAAAUGUCAAUCACAUUUGCUUCUCCAUUUUUUGUCUUUUUAGCUGGGAUGAAAUUUUUUACUAGUUUUGUCUUGGAUGUAUAUGCAAACCAAGAAGGUGGGUAGUAGUGGUUUUUGAUUGUAUAAAUUUGCAUUCUUUAUACUAUCUUAGGUGUCUUUUUUUUUUACAUGAUUUCACCUUGGGAGUUUUGUUGUACAGCUCUGCCUUUUAUUGAACUUUAUGAAGGGUUGUGUAAAUUUUGAUGAUUAAAACAUUAUUUAUUGCUACA